Molecule: messenger RNA, 1802 nt
Organism: Anarrhichthys ocellatus (wolf-eel)
Lineage: Eukaryota; Metazoa; Chordata; Actinopteri; Perciformes; Anarhichadidae
Gene: slc35f6
Product: solute carrier family 35 member F6
Exons: 6
Coding region: 135-1274 (379 amino acids)
Biological process (GO): transmembrane transport
Cellular component (GO): membrane; intracellular membrane-bounded organelle
Molecular function (GO): transmembrane transporter activity
Source: RefSeq, a predicted model, not a curated record
UCACGUGACCUUUACAGGCGGAGGAGAUCCCACGGAGCCGUGUGGGAAUAACAAUCUGUGUUCUCUUCAAACAAAAAGAAGCGACUCGGCGGUCUUUCUGUGCCCGGUUUGUUUGUCCUCUCCACACGUCCAGCAUGGCUUGGACUAAAUACCAGCUGUUCCUCGCGGGACUCAUGCUCACAACCGGCUCUCUCAACACACUAUCCGCAAAAUGGGCUGACAUGUUCUAUGCCAAGGGCUGCCGUGAUGACCCUGAACACCAGUUUGCACACCCGUUUGUACAGGCAGUGGGGAUGUUUCUGGGCGAGCUCAGCUGCAUUGUGGUCUUCUACAUCUUGCUUUGCCACGACAGACGACGCCCCGAGCCCAAGAUGAACCCCGGCCAGAGCUUCAACCCUCUCCUCUUCUUCCCUCCCGCCAUGUGUGACAUGACGGCCACCUGCAUCAUGUAUGUGGCUCUCAACAUGACCAGCGCCUCCAGCUUCCAGAUGCUGCGUGGAGCCGUCAUCAUCUUCACCGGUCUGCUUUCUGUGGCGUUCCUGGGGCGACGCCUGGUGCCCAGUCAGUGGCUCGGCAUCCUCAUCACCAUCCUGGGCCUGGUGAUCGUGGGCCUCUCGGACUUCCUCAGCGGGCACAAAGAUGACGCGCACAAACUCAGCGACAUCAUCACAGGAGACCUUCUGAUCAUCAUGGCUCAGGUCAUCGUUGCAGUGCAGAUGGUCCUGGAGGAAAAGUUUGUCUACAAACAUGACGUCCAUCCUCUUCGGGCUGUUGGUAUUGAAGGUUUCUUUGGGUUCUUCGUCCUGUCGCUGCUUCUCAUCCCGAUGUAUUUCAUCCCUGUUGGCGACUUCGGCAGCAACCCUCGGCAGGUCCUGGAGGACGCGCUGGACGCCUUCUGUCAGAUCGGGCACAAGCCUCUCAUCCUGUUGGCUCUGCUGGGCAACACGGUCAGCAUCGCCUUCUUCAACUUUGCCGGGAUCAGCGUCACUAAAGAGAUCAGCGCCACCACCCGCAUGGUGCUGGACAGCCUGCGUACGCUGGUCAUCUGGGCGGUGAGCCUGGCGCUGGGUUGGGAGAAGUUCCAGGGCCUGCAGGUGCUGGGCUUCAUGGUGCUGCUGGUGGGCACAGCGCUCUACAAUGGACUGCACCGCCCCCUGCUGGCCAGGAUACCGUGCUGUGCCGCGAUGGUGAACACCGAGGAGGUUGAGGACAGACCAGGAGAAAGAGAAAGGCUGCUGGGUGACGGCAAGGUGCAGUACGGGGACGAGGACUAAAGAGCCUGAGACGUGCUGGUCUACCGGGCCGUCUGUCAAAGACACUGCACCUUUCAUGUAAUGGUAGCCUCUUUUUAAAUGUGGUGGCAGAUUUUAACUGACCUCACACAAUGUUAUAAUAUGUGGGAUUGUGCAAGCACUUUCAAAGGAAUAGUUUGGCACACGAGUCGUAUCCAUCUUCUUCUUCUCUAACUCUGGGAAGAAAACAAAAAAGUUCUCAAAUUGUUCAAUUGUUCAGAGAAACAGAGGCCAGUCUGAAGGAGCGUUUGUAUUACGAUACAGAUUUUUUUUAUUUUUUUAUUUUUUUUAAAGGAAUUAAUUCAAGUUGGAAAUGGAAAUUAAAAAAUCAACAUUCUUUUAUAAUAGCCAGCAUCAACAUUUGCUUGUGACGCUCUCAUGUAUUUUUUUCUAUCUUUUAAAACAAUGCAGGAUAACCACCGCUCCUCCUGGCCUGAUGUUUAAAGCGAUGGAAGUAUCAAACGGUUCAAACUGAUAGAAGAGAUAUCCGCACACGUAGAUCUAUGCAGA